Molecule: messenger RNA, 1092 nt
Organism: Symbiodinium natans
Lineage: Eukaryota; Dinophyceae; Suessiales; Symbiodiniaceae
Source: the annotation of a GenBank genome assembly
AUGUUCACCGAGUUUUUUUGCCAGCCCGGAUGGCUAUACUGGUCGUGGCCCGGCAUGGUUCUGAUUGGUGCCGGGACGUGGUACCAAGUCCAUCUGGAUGUGGUGAUCAAUGCUUGGUUUGGAGACUUCUAUGACUUGAUACAGAAGGCACUGUCCAAAGAGUCGGACGUCUCCAAAGAUAAGAUCUACGGAUACUUGUUCACCUUCUCCGAAAUCGCUGGCAUCUACAUCGUGGUGGCGGUCAUGUCCGUUUUCUUCACGAAGCACUGGACCUUUCGCUGGCGUCAAGCCAUGAAUGACUUCUGCGUCGAGCACUGGCGAGAACUGCGCCAAGUUGAGGGGGCAAGCCAGCGAGUUCAGGAAGACACGCGGCGCUUUGCGAUCAUGGUGGAAGGCAUUGGGGCUUCACUCCUUCAGUCGCUCAUGACUCUGGUAGCCUUCCUUCCGAUCCUCCACGAGUUGUCCAAGCCGGUCAAAGCCUUGCCGAUCAUCGGGGAGGUGCCGCACGCCAUGGUCUUGCUGACCAUCACUUGGGCCUUGCUGGGCACCGUGGGACUAGCUCUGGUUGGCAUGCGCCUACCGGGUUUGGAGUUUCAGAACCAGCUUGUGGAGGCUGCCUUCAGAAAGGAGCUGGUCUUUGGCGAGGAUCGGGAAGACCGCGCGCAGCGGGAGGUGGUGGACCAGCUCUUCGCAGCAGUCCGGGAGAGCUACUUCCAGGUCUACUUCAACUUCAUGUACUUUGACUUUGCCAAGUGGUCCUACCUACAGUUUGGGGUGAUCAUUCCCUACUUGGCCCUUGUCCCCUGCAUUGCGGAGGGGCAGAUCACCCUGGGCCAGAUGCAACGGCUCGUGAGCGCCUUCAGUAGCGUGGAGCGCUCCCUGCAAUUCCUGGUGCGCAACUGGGAUCAGAUCGUCGAGCUAAUUUCUGUAUACAAGCGGCUGCGACAGUUCAGCCUCACGCUCAGUGACGAGAUGAGCCCGCGCAGCGACGCUCCUGGGGACUUCCCGUCGCCUUCGCGUCUCGGGCAUAGGCAUGUCUACGUGGAGCUGGACAAUCUGUCAGGAGGCUCAGAGAAGCCCUCGAACCCUUGA